This is a messenger RNA of Cylindrotheca closterium, 858 nucleotides long. The record is from the annotation of a GenBank genome assembly. Lineage: Eukaryota; Bacillariophyta; Bacillariophyceae; Bacillariales; Bacillariaceae.
AUGGCAAUGUCCGUUGGAUUGUUGUCCGUCAUUAUUCUCUUUGUGAUUGUCACUCAUGUGGGAUCUUUUGUGGCAUAUUAUUUCCACCGUCGAAAACAACCUUCCCAUUCGGCAAGAUUCACCGUCACUGGGAGAUCGGCGUUUCGAUUGCAUUGGUUAAUGGUCAUACUGAUAUUCCCGUCGUAUAUUCUGGGCAUUGUGGCGGCAGCUUCCUGUAGUUUUUUGGUGGUAUCUGUUCCCAAUCCACGAGAUCCUCGCGAAGACUUGGAUUGGGGGAUUGGAUUUUCCAACAUUGACAUGCCCUCGGAAGUCGCAUCCUUCUUUGGCCAAGAUGGAGGCUGCGAGUCUUUGGAUACCGAAUUGGGAUCUCUCAAUAUUGUGAGCAAUUCCGCGGCCAAGUCAUUUGCUAUUUUCCAUUGUCUCUUGUCCAGCGUUGGUGUCGUGUUUGCGGUUCUCUUGACUUGCAACAAAAGACUGACAAUGGAACGGCGGGAUCUGAUUUGGUUGGUCAUGCGGAUCAUCAUGUACAUUUCCAUGUGGUGUGCCAUCUUGUCCUUCUUUUUGCAAGAGAAUGAGACUUGCGACAACUACAGUUGCUCGCUUGGAGGGCCUGGAUGGGCGCAAGUCGUUAAUGUUGUCUUCUUGUUGAUUAUUAAUUUCGUCCUCUUCUUCACCAACCCUGGAAAGGAACGAUUCGUCCAUACCUGCUUUUUGAGUGCCGAAGAGGCUCGACGACGAAGUGCCGUCAUGACACCGGAUGCCAAUGUGACGGAUGAUCCGACGGAAUAUCCAGUCGACUUGUCUACCCCUGGUCUUCGAGGAUCGACAGGAACAAAAUUGUCCAAGACUAAAACGUAG